This is a messenger RNA of Beauveria bassiana ARSEF 2860, 903 nucleotides long. RefSeq names its product metallo-beta-lactamase domain protein, putative. The transcript has 2 exons. The record is from RefSeq and is a predicted model, not a curated record. Gene Ontology annotation, molecular function: sulfur dioxygenase activity. The coding region runs from base 1 to 903 and encodes 300 amino acids. Gene Ontology annotation, biological process: glutathione metabolic process; hydrogen sulfide metabolic process. Lineage: Eukaryota; Fungi; Ascomycota; Sordariomycetes; Hypocreales; Cordycipitaceae.
AUGGGGACAGCUACAGAGACAGAGCCAAUCAUUCAUCAUGUAUUCGAAAAGGUCACGGGAACCUGGCAGUACAUUGUUGCUGAUCCUGCCACUGCCUCGGCAGCCAUCAUCGACCCGGUUCUGGACUUUGACCCGUAUCUACGGGAAAUAAAAACGGAAUCAGCGGAUGAGCUUCUUUCUAUUGUCAGGGAGAAUGGCUACAAAGUUGACCGGAUUCUGGAAACACACAUCCAUGCCGACCACAUUACUGCCGCGGCCUACUUGCAGCACGCGCUACGUAAUGAUCAAGGCUUCGCACCCAGUAUCGGCAUUGGGAAGCGUAUUGAGACAGUUCAGAAACUCUUUUCGAAACGAUACUGCAUUCCAGAUGAUGAGAUUCAAAACGUUCACCAAUGUCUUUUUGAAGAUGACGAAAUCUUCAAUCUUGGGCAUCUUCAGGUGCAAGCUAUUCACCUCCCUGGGCACACACCGGACCACAUGGGAUACAAAAUUGGAGACAACAUCUUUUGUGGUGAUUCUCUCUUUAUCACCGACCUCGGAAGUUCCCGGUGUGAUUUCCCCGGCGGCAGCGCGAAGCAGCUUUACGAAUCGGGCCGCAAACUGCUGGGGUUUCCGGACCAUGUCAAGAUUUGGUCUGGCCAUGAUUAUCCCUCUUCCGAACGGAGCGAGCCGGUGCCUUAUCAGAGUGUGGGCGAGCACAGAGAGAGCAACAAGCAUUUGAUGAAGGGAAUUACACAGGACGACUUUAUCGCCAUGAGGGAGAAUCGCGAUGCAACUCUGGCGGAGCCUAAACUUCUUCAUCCGUCGCUGCAAAUAAAUGUCAGGGGUGGAAAGCUGCCGAAAGUAUCUUGGGGUCACCGAAUGAUUCAAAUCCCCAUAACGGUAGUCAAUGGGGGAUGGUAG